AUGGGCAGGGGUUGGACUUAUCACGAAUGUGGAGAAUAUUUCCUUGAGGAAUCCAUUCUCUUUGAACAUCAGAGUGCUUACCCUUUUAGCCAGAAGUCAAACCUCACUUCAAUUCAGAGAACUCACUCAACUGACAGUAAAAUUGAAUAAAAUAAAUAUGGGACCUCUUUCAGUGAAAAGUUAGUUCUUGGUGUAAAACAGAAAGCACACACAGGAAAACAAUCCUAUGAAAGUCAUGAAUGUGGAAAUAUCUUCGACCAGAAGUCAGUCCACACAAAGCAUCAGAGAAUACACAUAGGAGGGAUAUUCUAUGAAUAUCAUGAAUGUGGAAAAACUUUCUUCAAGAAUUCUAAUCUCAUUAAGCAUCAGAGAAUUCACACAGGAGAGAAACCUCAUGGAUGUCACCAGUGUUUGAAAUCCUUUAGUGAAAAAUCAACCCUCACUCAACAUCGGAAGAUACACAUAGGGGAGAAACCAUAUGAAUGUCAUGAAUGUAGGAAAGCAUUCUCAUUUAAGUUAGUCCUUACUGUACAUCAGAAAACACACACAGGAAAGAAGCCCUAUGAAUGCUAUGAAUGUGGGAAAACAUUUCUCAGAAAAUCAGAUCUCAUUAAACAUAAAAGAACUCACACAGGGGGAAAACCUUAUGAAUGUAAUGAAUGUGGGAAAUCCUCUGAGAAGUCAACCCUCAUUAUACAUUUAAGAACUAACACAGGUGAGAAACCCCAUAAAUGUAUUGAAUAUGAAAUUUUGUUCUGCUUCUAUUUGGGUUUCAUAGAACAUCAGAGAAGAAACUCAGGGGAGAAAACUUUUGAAUGUAAUGAAUGUGGGAAAACGUUCCAUCAGAAGUCAGCCCUAAUUGUUCACCAAAGAGCUCAUAUAAGACAAAAACCCUAUGAAUGUAAUGAAUGUGGAAAAUCAUUCUGUGUGAAGUUGAAACUCAUUGCACAUGAUAGAACACAUACAGGGGAGAAACUCUAUGAAUGUAGUGUUUGUGAGAAGUCAUUCUAUGUGAAGUCAAAACUCAUUGUACAUCAAAGAACACAUUUUAUAAGAAAACCUGUAAUUAUAAUAAAUGAGGGAAAUCACUCUGGGUGAAGCCAAAACCUUGUAG
Sciurus carolinensis (gray squirrel) is the source of this 1114-nucleotide messenger RNA. Its product is annotated as zinc finger protein 37A-like. Lineage: Eukaryota; Metazoa; Chordata; Mammalia; Rodentia; Sciuridae. The transcript is spliced from 3 exons. Gene Ontology annotation, biological process: regulation of transcription by RNA polymerase II. Gene Ontology annotation, molecular function: DNA-binding transcription factor activity, RNA polymerase II-specific; RNA polymerase II cis-regulatory region sequence-specific DNA binding. The record is from RefSeq and is a predicted model, not a curated record.